This is a messenger RNA of Fusarium odoratissimum NRRL 54006, 2547 nucleotides long. RefSeq lists its product as uncharacterized. NCBI's taxonomy places the organism in Eukaryota, Fungi, Ascomycota, Sordariomycetes, Hypocreales, Nectriaceae. The transcript is spliced from 2 exons. The record is from RefSeq and is a predicted model, not a curated record. Bases 553 to 1797 code for a protein of 414 amino acids.
CUCAAAUCCUCCUUCAGAUGUGUAUGGAUCGCUUUUUGUUUUGUUUAUUACUUCUCUCACGAUACUGAUCGACACAGAGGCUUCUUUGCAAUUAGAUCGGCGCAUGCCAAUAUUUACCCUUUCCCUCCCUCCAACCAUCUCAACGGUAGGCACCUUACUGUAACGGCACAAACGGGGACCAGACGGGAGCCAGCGGGAGCCAACACUAUCACGAGGUACGUACUGCUGAAGAUCAGAAAACCCCAGCAAGUUCUUCCCUUGAGAACAAAAACAAAGAAAGGGACCCUUGUCCCCCGUUAUUAUUAGUGUGGGUUAAUUUAUGUCUGUGUUUACAUUGCGUAUCCAGUCAUUUGUUCUCAACAUUGCAGCAAGAGCUUUGCCUCAUUUUCUCCUCUGCUUUCUUUCACACUGCCUUAUAUUUGUUCUGUUGCCUUGCUGCUGAUAAGUUACUCCUUUUUAUUUGUAGCAUUGACCAACCAACCAAUACUUCAACACAAAAGGACCAUACUGCUUCAGAUACAUGAACUAAAGUCAAUUCUGUCAGUCGUUGCAAUGCGAAAUCGUCUUCAUAAAAAGGAUUUCUCGAUUCACAAAGACACAGUCAACGCCGCCGCCACAGUUGCAAGUAAAUCCACCGAACCACAUGCUCCUCCUUUGGACGAGGAAAAGACCUUGACUCCCGCCUCUACCGGCGCCAUCAACAGCAUGAAAGCCCGGAGCCCUACCUCCUAUAAACCGGCCGUCGCCAGGUCCAGCACAAUUAGAAGCGUUCGGAGCUUUGAGGGCUCCGAGUCUAGCCCCGAAAGCAAAUACAGCAAUUUCUCCAGUAGUAUGAACAGUACCACAAGCGCCCUGUCCAACUCCAACUCCGAUUCCAACUUCCACAACCAGACACACCUCAAAUCCAAGACCGAACACGACACACAUACAGCGACACCGUCGCGCUGGAGCACUGGUGCUGCGCGCGUGGUUGAGCCUACUCCAGAUCCAGAUAAUUCCGCCAUGUCAGAAAACGUUGAAGCGCCAGACAGUCAAUGGGACUCGACAAUAGGCAAAGCCGGUCUGGGAAAGACCGGUCGCGUGAUAAACAAACUUGUCAGCGACAACGAGGCUCUGAAGCGCGACAUAAAGAUUGAGCGCCUAAAAGCAGACGAGGCCAAGCAAGCGGCCAAGUUGGUUGAGGACAAGCUCGAACGUAUGGUCAACGAUUAUGAGAGCCGACUACUCGAGGCCAAUGUUACUAAGACACUGCUGGCUCGAAAAGAACGCCAGGUGGAGACCUUGCAAACAACCGUCGAACUAGAGAAGAAGAAGGCUAUAGAUGCUCUCCAACGCGAAAAGAGCUGGAGGGAGGAGAUGGAGAAGACGAGAAAAGAUGCAACGACCCAAGUCGAAGAAGCAACUAGCUAUGCGCAGUUGAUGGAGGGCCGCUAUAAUGCCAUCUCGUCCCACUGGCAGGACCAAGGAGAAGAAGUCAAACGAGCCGUCUCCAAGAUGAAAUCCGAGAUCGACCAACUCAAUGAGGAGCGACGAGCAGACGACGACAAAAUCCAAACACUAAGAGAUCUGUGCGACCAGCAAGAUAGCAACAUCAAGCAACUUCGACACGAAAAGGAGGAGAUUGCUCGUAUGUUUGAGGAAUACAAACAGAGCCAAGAACAAGGCCUCAAAGAUAUCAAGACCAACGCCAGAAAGCGAGAAGAUGAGCAAGAAGCUCUGCUAGAAGCUUCUAGGGAAACUCUCAACAAGCUGAGAUGGGCGCUGAAUGUUAAAGAAAACGUCAAAGGCGCGCAAUAAGAAUAGCCAAUCUUGUUGCGCUACCAUCCGUCAAACGAGUUGUGGUGUCCGCAACUCACUUACCUGGCGAGCUACAUCUCCCUGCAUGUGCGAUUUGAUCGAUUCAUUUACCUCUCUUCGACGAGUCGACUCGCUGGGCCCAGUUUCUUUCCCGAAGCUCCAAACAGCUUCUUGACUUUACGUCUACGAAUACUUGAUGACCAUCGCUACCUCGAUACCACUCCUUGUAUACUCUGCUCUUCUGCUCUUUAGACACAUUACAUGGCCUGGAAAUUUACGCUGGAUUUGAAUUUGUUUCUGUAACCCGUCUCGGUUACUUACAUAACACUGGAAAGGGACGUGCCGAGGUGUUAUAGGUGUUUGGGGUUCUUUUUGUGCUGUGCCGAGGCUUGAUGCCUCACAAUCAAGAAAUAGUGAUAUAUUCGGAUAUAGAUAUGUCGUCAUACCAGGUAAAACAACCUGUGGGCAGGGAGAAGAAAACAAACCGGAAUAUAAUUGGGAUCUCUAUAGAGUGCCUGGUUAGUUACGAGACAAUCACACUUAUCUGAAUAUUUCGUUUACUGAAGUUGGCGGUGCAUCAAGCUACGAUGUUGCUGGAAGAUCUCAUACUUCAUCCUUCCUUCCUCACUUUCAACAAAUGUAAUUAUCUUACUUGACAGCCCCCUUUUGAGCCAUCUCUAAGAAGAAGUCAGAGAUGUUAAAGGUGUACGUAUAUAUAACCAACUUCCCUGUUGCUCAUGAAUUGCAGGC